AUGGACGACAUCCUGGAUGACCUUAGCUGUAAAGAUGUUUGUUGCUUGCUUGUAACGGAUGCACAACAUGACUUCUGCGAAGGCACGCUUGCCGCUCCGCGCGGCUUGCAAACAGCCAAGCGGUUAGGCGAAAUGUUGCGCCAACUGCGGCGGAGCGGCGCAAACAAUUUGGGUCAUGCAAAGUCAGGGCUUUUGAAAAGCCAAACGACCAAGAUCAGAAACUGUGAAGAGCUCACGCUUUCUUCGGAUUUUGGAACGAUCUCGCUUAUGUCGGAAGGUUCAGGUGGACACGACCAGAGAGAUUCUACGUACAGUUGGUGUGAUCUUGUUGUAUUUUCUCUGGACUGGCACCCUCCGGAUCACGUGUCCUUUCUGAGUUCACACUCGGCGGAUUGCAUGCACUCGAUCUGCACGUGUGCCAGCACCGGCAUCAAUUCUUCUGCCCGGCCUGCAGCCAAUGCAGCUCUGAAAGAAGCCAACAGGUCUCUUGGACUAGACAAGGCGUGGACUGUUGUGCGUAGCUCCCCAGGUGCGGGGAAUGCUGACGCUGCCACUGUUCGAUUGUGGCCUGCACACUGCGUGCAAGGCACACCUGGGGCCAAGUUGCACCGAGCGGUCCAGCCCCAAGUCGGGGAUCUCGUCGUUUUCAAGGGUUCCCUCUCUUCUGCGGAGUGCUUCUCUGCUUGCGGUAAUGAAGACGAUCCUACUGGGCUGGUUCAAGUACUAAGAUCACGGGGUGUAAGCACAGUGGCGGUUUGUGGAUUUUGCUUGGACUUUUGUGUUGCUGAAAGUGCGAUUGCGUUGCGGGCUGCCGGAUUUCCCAAUGUUGUCGUCCUAACCGACCUAACUGUGGCAAUAAACGAGGCCAAACAACAUGAUUCACUGCAAUACCUCGAAGCUCAGCAGGUUAGGUGUCUAAGUCUUGCAGAGUUUAUCGAGGAGAGGUCCAGGCUGGCCCCUGCGGAGUCCUAA
Molecule: messenger RNA, 972 nt
Organism: Cyclospora cayetanensis
Lineage: Eukaryota; Apicomplexa; Conoidasida; Eucoccidiorida; Eimeriidae
Product: nicotinamidase
Exons: 2
Coding region: 1-972 (323 amino acids)
Source: RefSeq, a predicted model, not a curated record